Pogona vitticeps (central bearded dragon) is the source of this 2605-nucleotide messenger RNA. RefSeq names its product BORA aurora kinase A activator (gene BORA). Lineage: Eukaryota; Metazoa; Chordata; Lepidosauria; Squamata; Agamidae. Gene Ontology annotation, biological process: regulation of mitotic nuclear division; regulation of mitotic spindle organization; activation of protein kinase activity. Gene Ontology annotation, cellular component: cytoplasm; nucleus. The record is from RefSeq and is a predicted model, not a curated record. Gene Ontology annotation, molecular function: protein kinase binding.
UUUUACUCCCCCGCACUGGCCGAUAGCAUGGGAUAGUUCAAAUGUAUAUAAAAAAGCUCCCGCUCUGAGCCGUGAUUGGCCGCGCCAGUGGCAGCCCCUGGCGCUGAUUGGUCCGGGGCAGAAGAGGAGUUAAAGAGCUGAGGAAUUCGGCAGAGUGAGUCUGUAGGGGGUCUGAAUGAACGCGGGGACUAAGAAGAGAGAUUUCAAGGGUCAUCGAAGGGCUUGCAGUUGACUAUUAUGAGCGGUGCAAAAGAAGCUACGAUGCAGAUUACUUCAGAGACUGCUCAGCUUGCUGUCCAGAACCCCUUUGAAAGUCCAAGUGAUUACAGUCAUCUACAGGAACAGAUUGUCUCAAGUCCAACAAUUUUUAAAUCCAGAAAAUCCUCAAUGACUCCAGGAAAAUUUAGAUGGUCUAUAGAUGAACUUGCUUCAAUAAAUCCUGUGGAAAUAGACUCCGAAGACAUACGCCGCCAAGCAUUGUAUUUAAGCCAAGCCAGAGUCGAUAAAGAGAUGGAAGAAAAAAGACAAAAAGCCAUUGAAGAGUUCUUCACCAAAAGUGUCAUUGUGCCAUCUCCUUGGACUGAUCACAGUGGGAAGCAGGCUUCUCAGUUUCAUUCAACACGAUGUAUUGAUAUAAAUAGUGCUUCACCGAUUGGCAGAGAAAUAGUUGUGGAUCCUGGGAAAAAUAAUGCUGCUUGCCAGACUUUAUUAUCUCUGCCUGUAGAUUUUGACGUGGAAAAAAUACUAGGUGAAUAUUUUAAAGUGGAUGAAUUGGCUGACCAGUCUCAGGAAAGCCUGAGCACUUCCUCCCUGAGAAGGAAGCUUUUCUUAGAUGAGAAUGGAAGCCUCUCCUCUGAGAACUUAUCUGCUUCUCCUCAAAGUCCGUGCAAUGCUCCUUCCUCCCUGGGGGUACUGUGUUCAAUAGACAUCUCGCCAGUUCGUUGCAGAAGCCCCCUAAACACACCAAGCUCGGGCCAAUUGUCCUCCAGCCCUAUUCAAGGAGGGACACGAACCUACAGUCUGGGCAGCUUAUCAAGUCCUUCUUUUCCAGAGAGAAAUCCUGCAAAUAUUGCCUCUCCUACUUUCUCUCCAAUAGGCUUUCAAAUAAGGAAGUCGCCACUGUCGGAACAAAGACCAUUUAUUUUUCGGUCUCCAGAGAUCCCUUCUGUUUCAAAUGCCUGCCGACCAGUUCCAGCUGGUGCCAGGAGUUCUUACACUGAUUGUUCUCCUUUAAAAACUGGUUCGCCCAUGAAAAUUGUGGCCUGCCGAGGAGCCACCCUGUAUCAGACCUCUUUCAUUCGCUUACCUUCUACACCUGAAAGUUCCAAAGAAGAACAGGAAGAGGAAGCGACUGCUUUGUCUGCAGACGUUCCCUCGCAGAAAGUCAAUCUGCACCAACUGAAUGGGGAGGCUUUUGCACAUGGCACCCAUUUGGUGGUUGCCCGUGUGUCCAUUUCACCAGAUCUCUCUGAAGGCAACCAGCAAGGGCGGAUGUUGAUCCAUGAGCUUGGUAGUUUCAAGGAAAACCAUACGGUGGAUAUGGUUGAUUCCGAAGCGAUGUUGGAUGAGAACUCAGUAAAGGGUUCUGCUGGAGAUAGUGGCAUGGCAGUGGCUGGCUUUAACCUUGAAGGUUCUUGCAUCUGCAUGUCUCCUCUAGCCGAAAGCAGUGCAAGUCCCUGUGAAAGCAGCAGCCUUCAGGUUGAUAGUGGUUACAACACCCAAACUUGUAUCAGUAGCCUUAUGGACACUGCUGGAGCUGAGACCAGUUGCAAAGAAAAUGAUUCACACCAUCAUGAGCCUCAGAGCAAAUUCCAUGUUUUUAAAGCAAAGCCUGGAAAAAGCAUUCCUAGACAAUGGACUGAAAAUGACCCCAGCAGCCAUCUUCUCGAGAUGCCUUUGACCAAAUGAUACAACUGUGCCAUGCUUAUGCUAUUGUAUGAAUGUAUGGAUAUAUUUCUCAGCGUUCUUGAGAAACAUAUGAAGGCUGACACAACUGUUUUCCAUUAUCAGAAGAAUCACUGUUAAGUAAAUAGCCUGUGGAAACAACUCACCUGAGAAGUUUACUAAAAGACUAAAUAGUAGUAUGCAAUAGCAGUUCUGCCAGUAAUUAGGGAGCAUGCAGAGCUGCCAAAAGACAUGAUCCCUGAUAGCUCUCACAUAGAAAUGCUGCUGCCAUACAGCUUGCACAAACAACUACCCUUCUAGUGCAUUUUUGGGCAUGACAAGUUUACAAAACUGUGCAAUGACACAUAAACAGAACUCAGCGCAGCAAUCUGCUCAAUGUAUUUUCCAUGAAAAUAAGUUCUACUUGUAGACAAACAACAAAUGCGUAUUUCCAAUAUCUGGAUAGAAGAUUAUGCAAAGGAUACAGUGCACUGUGAUUUUAAUGUAAUUUUGCUUUUUUAUAAAAAACAAUUUUAUUACAUAUACAGAAAUAUGAACUUUCUUAGGACCUCCUGUUUACAACUUACACAACUGUGAACAGUAUCAUACACCACUGAGCACAUAUUGUAAAAUAAUCCUUUACAUAUUUUGAUCACAAAUUAUAUUUUUUAAAAAUAUUGGAAUGACUGUAGAUCAAUAAAAUAAAGACUUCUCACAUCUA